UCAUAGAAAAACCAGUAGCCACUCCCUUGUCGCUCCAAUAUUUUCCUCGGCUUUGCAUUGUGCUGUUCAUCGCGAUCAUCGUCAGAAACAUGGGGAGGAAGUUCUUCGUCGGCGGCAACUGGAAAUGCAAUGGAACUACGGAGGAGGUGAAGAAGAUAGUGAACAAACUCAAUGAAGGUGAAGUGCCAUCACAAGAUGUUGUUGAAGUUGUGAUAAGCCCGCCAUUUGUGUUUCUUCCACUGGUGAAGGACUUGUUGAGGCCGAAUUUUCAUGUUGCAGCUCAAAAUUGUUGGGUCAAGAAAGGUGGUGCUUUCACCGGUGAGGUUAGUGCUGAGAUGCUUUCCAAUUUGGGUGUUCCAUGGGUCAUUCUUGGUCAUUCUGAAAGGCGGCAACUCUUAGGUGAAUCAAAUGAGUUUGUUGGAGAUAAGGUUGCAUAUGCACUUUCUCAAGGUUUGAAGGUGAUAGCUUGUGUUGGUGAGACUCUUGAGCAGCGUGAAGCAGGAUCUACUGUGGAUGUUGUUUCUGCACAGACUAAAGCAAUUGCAGAACGAGUGUCAAGUUGGGCUGAUAUUGUUAUAGCCUAUGAACCCGUGUGGGCCAUUGGAACUGGGAAGGUUGCAACUCCAGCCCAGGCACAGGAGGUUCACUCUGAACUGCGGAAAUGGCUUAGUGCAAACACCAGUCCGGAAGUUGCUUCAACAACCAGGAUUAUAUAUGGAGGGUCUGUCACAGCUGCAAACUGCAAGGAGCUGGCUGCUAAGCCUGAUGUUGAUGGGUUUUUGGUUGGUGGAGCUUCCCUAAAGCCCGAGUUCAUUGAUAUUAUUAAGUCGGCCGAGGUGAAGAGGAGUGCCUGACCUUGAUGUUGAGCACUUUAAGUGAAUCUUUUGCGGUUUUGUUCAAGGAGGUGUAACAUCCAUCCCUGUAAAACUGUAGUCAUGCUUUAUUUUAGAGAGAAAUAAGUUUGCACUUUUUGUAUUUCGAUCAGCAUCUCAGAACUCUGUUUAUGUAUCAAUAAAUAUUUUCACCAUUUCUCUCCAAACCAAUGCUUCUUUAUACUGUUG
Carica papaya (papaya) is the source of this 1061-nucleotide messenger RNA. It is a transcript of the gene TPI, whose product is annotated as triosephosphate isomerase. Gene Ontology annotation, cellular component: cytosol. Gene Ontology annotation, biological process: glyceraldehyde-3-phosphate biosynthetic process; glycolytic process; glycerol catabolic process. Gene Ontology annotation, molecular function: triose-phosphate isomerase activity. Lineage: Eukaryota; Viridiplantae; Streptophyta; Magnoliopsida; Brassicales; Caricaceae. The record is from RefSeq and is a predicted model, not a curated record.